AAAUGUGACACUGAGCUCACCUAAUACAAAAUUAUACUGCACCUUUAAAAUCCUUUUUGCUUAUCAAUGACACACAUAAUUAAGUCUUGACUGGACAUGAGACAUCGGUGGAAAAAACAUUCCCACCCAAAGAUUUGCAAGUGAAACAUGUAUUUCAUUUAUUGAUAGGUAUAUCAACUUAUUUUACUUGAUUUGACUUGGAAAACGCUUGGCAAGAAGAACCAUUACGAUGAACAACUCCACUCUCAAUAGUUUUGGAGAUCAAGCGUCUUGUCGGUUCGGUGUUCCUGUCUUCUUUACAACAGUCAUGGCCAUAAUCAGCGUAGCAGCGUUCACUGGAAACAUUCUCGUGAUAGUCGCGGUGUGCAAAACCCCACGUCUGAGAACAAGCACCAACUACUACUAUGUCAACAUGGCCGUUUCCGAUUUUUUUUCCUGUCUCAUCACCUGGCCUUUGUACCUCACAGAUGAGAUCGUAACAAGCAGUGGAAGUCUGUUGCAAGGUUCGCUAGCGACUAUUGGUUGUAAAGUGGGAAUAUACUUCAAAAUGCUAUCGGCUAUAGUCUCCAUUCUAAGCCUGGUUUUGAUUGCUGUCGACAGAUUCGUCGCUAUUGUCUUCCCUUUAAAAGUGCGGCUGAUCAGUACAAAAUUAAGGGCAGCUUUGCUGUUUGCAACAUGGUUGAUAUCAAUGGGUUACUGCAUCCCCAUGUUCUACUAUUUCAGAGUGGAAAAAGUUCGUCAGGAAACAUUCUGCAGAUUUUCUUGGAAUAGCUAUGCUCGAAUGGUGUACUACAUUACCGGCUUAGCUUUGUUUGAAGUCAUACCUUUAAUCAUUAUCAUCAUUCUUUACUCCUGUAUCAUGGGAGUUUUGAGCAAAAGACCGAAACCAAAUUGCCCGACAAGAUGUAACUCCGAACAAAACAGAAACAAUCAAAACAAAACAAUCAUGAGGAUUUUUAAGUCUAUUGUUGUAGCAUACUUUAUUUCUUAUUCCUUCUAUUGCAUUUAUUUGUUUCUCAAAAUCACUUCCCCUGAUCUUUUUAUCAAGGACAGAUGUAAGUUAAUUUUUGGUUUUGCCUUUUUUGUGUUGCCAUCGUUUAGCACAGCAAUCAAUCCGGUAAUUUUGUUUACAUUUAGCACCAAUUUUCGCCAAACUCUUCCUCAGCUGUGGCCAUUCAAUCGGAAAGUACAGCCGUCAUGUUGUAAAGCCGAAGACGCGUCGGAGAGGCAGGGCAUUGCGGAGUCCCCAGCAGAGCUAGUGGAACUAAAACGCACGAAAUGUAAAGUGUAAUUAAGACGAAAUGAAUAGCAUCCCGUUAAAAUCAGCUCUUGAACAAGUUGUGAACCGCUUACGUUUUCGAUUGAUGGUUUGCACUAUGCCAUCGAAUUGAAUUAUCAAGUCAAUAAUCUAUAAUGUAAUACUAUGAUCAACACAUGAAGAUUUAUUUCGUGCCAGUUGAGUGGAAAUGUUUCAGCCAGUUUUCGUGAUAGAUUUUCUUUUAUGGAGACGCAAUGUUGUUGUGCCUGGAGGGACAUUAAUAUGUUAGCCGUAAACUAACAAAAUGGCAACAUCUCUGUUUGAGUUUUCCUAUUAAAGCGAAAAGUUAUUACUCUAGAGCUCCAAUACGUCAAAAUAAACACUUCGUCUAAUUCAAAAACUGUUAGCAAAAACUUAAAGGAUAGAUCAUCAUUUUGGCCUAACCGACACUGAGCUUUUUCGGGCCGCGCAGUGCAAAUGCUCGUAAAUUCAAACACAUUGUAUCAACACGUUGUUGUAGGUAAUCAUAUGACUGCGAGUGCAAUGUUGAAUAAAUAAGAACGAGUAAAUUUUUCAAAGGCUAACAAAAUUGCUCGAGUCUGUAGGCCGAGUGCAAUUUGUAGUCUUUGAAAUAUACUUAUCUAUUCCAAAUUACACGAGAAUAAUCAUAUGAUUACUUGUGAAUAACACAGUUGAGAACAUGCUAUUUGAGGUCGUCUACACAUUGUAUCCUUAGGCAGGCUGCAGUGUGCUUGGUAUUUCAAUAUCUUCGAAUAUUUUCGAAAUAUUUGCAAAACUUCCAAAAAUGUUAAAACGUCUUCAGCGAGCUUCGGGUAAUCUUCAGCAAUCUUCGGAAAUCAUCAGAAGGAUUCGGGUGAUUUUCGGAAGUGUUCCAAAAUGUUCGGGUGAUAUAAGAGUUUAGGUGAUCUUCGGAGGUGUUUGGAAAACGUUCAAUUCCUUUCGGCUCUCUUCGGAAGGCUUCGGGUGAGCUUCGACCAACUACGAAAUACCUUGGAUUACCGUUAGUAGUCGUGAUCGUCUUUGCAAUAAUUUCGGAUAUCUUCGUUGUAAUUUGCACUGGUGUUACAUGAAAACUAGACUCACUUUUAGCCAAUCACAUCAAAGUGUAUUACUACGAAAUAACAAAAAUUAUCUUUGUAAAACGUCAUAUAUUAGAUGAAAUUAAACAUUCAUUCAGAAACACAGCUGAGCUAGUGGGGGAGGGGUGUGUAGUAACCCACAAUCUAAAGUUAUCUUAAUUAAACUACAGUUGUUCAGAAUAAAAGUAAACAUGUUUAGUCGUUGUGAUCAUACUGAUGUGGUGUAACGCGAAGUAAUGCAAUCAGCAAACAUUCAAAACUGACGUAAAGUUCUGAAAGAUUAACUAAGCUAAUUUAUUUUGAAGUCAUUUCUCAAAACAUUCUUACUACCCCAGGGGUUUAAAAGUUUUGAAGCUUUCUAUUAUUUUUAUUUUCAUUUUUUGAGAACAUUGCGAAUCUCCUAUGGUGUCAUUAUAACUGGCAGGGACUUGCUCUAUAAUAUUAAUUGUAAUUUUUUUCUGCCUAACACUUUGUAAAACGCACUGAGUCGGCUAAAUAGGCCAUUUUUGUAUUCUCGGUAAGGGACGGAACUCGCUUGCAACUG
Molecule: messenger RNA, 2902 nt
Organism: Orbicella faveolata
Lineage: Eukaryota; Metazoa; Cnidaria; Anthozoa; Scleractinia; Merulinidae
Product: neuropeptides capa receptor-like
Biological process (GO): G protein-coupled receptor signaling pathway
Cellular component (GO): plasma membrane
Molecular function (GO): G protein-coupled receptor activity
Source: RefSeq, a predicted model, not a curated record